Molecule: messenger RNA, 3192 nt
Organism: Penicillium malachiteum
Lineage: Eukaryota; Fungi; Ascomycota; Eurotiomycetes; Eurotiales; Aspergillaceae
Gene: kin1
Product: putative serine/threonine protein kinase Kin1
Exons: 3
Coding region: 1-3192 (1063 amino acids)
Biological process (GO): intracellular signal transduction; microtubule cytoskeleton organization; protein phosphorylation
Cellular component (GO): cytoplasm
Molecular function (GO): ATP binding; protein serine/threonine kinase activity; tau-protein kinase activity
Source: RefSeq, a predicted model, not a curated record
AUGUCGGCCCCGGCAUCCGCCUCGAAGUCGCCGGCGGUUGCUCGCAGCCAAUCUACAUCAUCUCGUCCUUCUAAUCGCCCUCCCUCGUCGGAUCUGCCUCAUCGUACACGCAGCGUGGCGGUCCGAUCGUCAAACACCUCCCAGCCCCCUCCACAGCCGCAGUAUCCCCAUUCAAAGGCGACUGCCUAUGAUCGCCGCCCACCCUCAAAUCACGCCGCGCUAGAUAAUAUUGCUCGUCGGGAACUUGAAGCAUCCAAUGCCCAAAAGAUGCCUUCCCGUCGUGAACCGUCUUCCGAGCGCUCACAAGAGCGCCCGACCACCGCUACUCGAGCCGAGUCUACCCGGCGACAUCAGCGCAAUGCCUCGACCCAGGGCAAUCAACGAGAGAGUCUCGAUACCGUGAGGAAUGCUACGGCGGACCGACCAGCUGAUUCCACCCAACCUACGACUGCCCCAGCCGCCCCCGCAACACAGCCAAGACGCCGCACGACGAUCACAACACCUACAGGCCAAUGGGCCUUGGGAAAGACCAUUGGUGCUGGUAGCAUGGGUAAAGUCAAGCUGGCGAAACAUAUGGAAACUGGAGAACAGGUUGCUGUCAAAAUAGUUCCUAGAGUCUCGACCGAAGAACAUCGCAGCGGUCGCGAAUCGGAAAGAGCGGAUCGUUCAAAGGAAAUCCGAACAGCUCGCGAAGCCGCCAUUGUUAGUCUUACUAGCCAUCCAUACAUCUGUGGUAUGCGCGAUGUAGUUCGCACUACAUAUCACUGGUAUAUGCUUUUUGAAUAUGUCAACGGAGGUCAAAUGCUUGACUACAUCAUUUCGCAUGGCAAGUUGAAGGAGAAACAAGCCCGCAAAUUCGCCCGCCAGAUCGCCAGCGCACUGGAUUAUUGCCACCGCAAUAGCAUUGUCCACCGUGACUUGAAAAUUGAGAACAUUCUGAUCAGCAAAACGGGUGAUAUCAAAAUCAUUGAUUUUGGUCUCAGCAAUCUCUUUUCGCCCAGAAGUCUACUGAAAACCUUCUGCGGUAGUCUGUACUUUGCAGCUCCAGAACUGCUUCAAGCAAGACAGUAUACUGGUCCGGAAGUCGACGUCUGGAGUUUUGGAAUUGUUCUCUAUGUCUUGGUCUGCGGUAAAGUGCCUUUCGAUGACCAGAGCAUGCCUCAGCUUCAUGCAAAGAUUAAGAAGGGAGUGGUUGAAUACCCACCCGGCCUUACAACUGAAUGUCGUCAUAUCAUUUCCCGCAUGCUUGUCACAGAUCCUAAACAGCGUGCCAGCUUGGCUGAGAUCAUGAACCACCCAUGGAUGAACAAGAACUUCAGUGCGCCCCCGGAGAACUUUCUUCCUCAUAGAGAGCCUUUGCAACUUCCUCUAGACCAGGAAGUCAUUGAGAAGAUGACAGGCUUUGAUUUUGGACCGCCAGAUUAUAUCGCAUCCCAAUUGACCAAAGUGCUGGAAUCGGAUGAAUACCACCACGCUGUGAGGCUCAACUUCCGUGAACAGCCAGUGAACAGCCAAUCAGAGCGAAAGCGCGGUGUUUUCGACUUCUAUAAAAGACGAAACUCCGCGGCCAGUCGCGAUACGCUUUCUGCUCCUUCAGCUGAGGCAAUUCAGCUGGGCAAUGAUCCCCUCAACGCGUAUAGCCCCCUGGUAUCGGUUUAUCAUCUGGUCAAGGAGAAACUGGAUCGGGAGCGGGGAGAGAGCAAUCCGGGUGCCCUAGGCAUUCGUCAACAUCCCAGCGAUGUUACAGCGGUCCCCGAGCUGGCGCCACCGGAAGCUGCUCACACCAACCAAUACCAAGUACCGGGAGAGAGGGACACUGGUCGACGCUCUCGACCUCGCGCCAGGACACAUGGAGAGGAAGACGUUACAGAAGGUAUCAAAAAUCUUCACACCUCUUCACCGUCUGGCCAUGCCAUGCAACCCGAGACACCUGCGAAGAAAGAAAGCACCGCUGCUGGUAUUUUGCGACGCUUCAGUACUCGCAGGACCAAGGAUCGCAGCCGCGAUGUUGAGCGGGAGCGUGUUAGCACCCCGAACACACCAACUCUCAAUGUUCAACCACCAGCCGACUCCGCAUCCCCGAUGAAUCGUGGAUAUAGCGUACGAAGGAAUCGCCGGGGCGAGCCAUCGCAACCUUCCGUUCCUUCUGCUGGAAGUCAGACUCAACAUCAAGAUUUACUUGCAGCACCGGGCUCAGCCUCAGCCUCAGGCUCGGGUGAACAAACAUCACAGCCGGGCAAGUUCUUGGGCCGAUCUACAAGUGUCAACUCUGCCGACUACCGAACUCGCAGGGCUACUCGGAGAAACGAAUCUGAUACUCUGGAAGUCGAGCGUCAACCACCCUCAACCAGUGGGUCUGACCAGAUUGGUCCCAACAACCAGAAGGAUCAGGCGGCUUUUGUGAAGACUACUGUCAGUGGCGGUCGCACACAUACUGCGCGGACCAUGUCUUUAGGCCAUGCACGGCGUGAGAGUAUUCAGGCCCGACGCGCCAAGCGAGAGGCAGCUCGGGAGGCUAACGUGCCAGAAGAGACCGAUGAAGAUAUCACUGGCGCAGGCACAGCACUAGAAAGUGCCAAUGAAGGCGAAGAUCUAUCCAAGCCAGUCUACUUGAAAGGUCUCUUCAGCGUGUCAACCACCAGCAGCAAGCCAUUGCCCGUCAUUCGGGCUGAUAUUAUCCGUGUUUUGAAGCAGCUGGCUGUGGAUUACGUUGAAAUCAAGGGUGGCUUUAGCUGUCGACAUGCUCCGAGCAUCGACCUCGAGAAGGUCAUAGACAUUAACCCUCCUAGCCCGGACCGCCAAGGCCAAGUGUCAUCACACCGUCGCCGUAUCAGUUUUGGUGGCCUUCUUGGUCACGAUGAUAGCCGUGACGACAACCGCUCGGGCUCUAAUAAGCUACACCGUCGCCCACAUGGUCCACCCGAUCGCAGUUUCAUCUCGAACUCCGACGCCUCCGAUGAAUAUGUCGCUCGUGAAACCCACCAGAGCGGCGCAGUUGGUGAGCGCGUUGUUGGCGAGACCACGACUCGUGUCCAAAGCGAUACCGGCGAGAACUUGGUGCUUCGCUUUGAGAUUCUAAUUGUGAAGGUUCCUCUUUUCUCUUUACACGGAAUCCAGUUCAAGAAGGUCUCAGGUGGCAUGUGGCAGUACCGAGAGAUGGCAAAGAAGAUCCUUGACGCGCUCAGACUAUAA